AUGGACUUUCCAAGUAUCAACACUUUGUGGUGCGGCGCCAUGGCUCUUCUUUUCAUCAUUAUUGUAUUAUCUACCAAGAGAUCAAUGAUUCAUCGAGGGAAUCCAAGUCAACUUCCGCCUCUAGUAAAUGGAAUUGCUUUCCUGGCACUGUUACCAAACCUUUUGAAGAAAGGUCUGCAUGAUGUGGUCAAUGAUCUAUAUGUCAAGCAUGGCAGUGUAUUCAUGGCAGGUUUAUUUGGCCCAAAUGUUACUUUCCUGAUCGGGCCAGAGGUCACGGCUCAUUUCUUUCAAGGUUUGGAGUCAGAGAUUAGCCAUGGGAAAAUGUUUGUGUUCGCGGUGCACAUGUUUGGUAAUGCAGUUGGUCUUGGCCGAGACAUCGCUACUCAAAAUGAACAAAGGCGCUUCAACAGUGAAGCACUGAAAAUGUCCAGAAUGAGGAGCCACGUUUCUCCCAUGUUAGAUGAAGUGGAGAGCUACUUUGAUAAAUGGGGAAAGGAGGGCACAGUUGAUCUAAAAUGCGAGUUCGAGCAGUUACUCAUGCUGAUCGCAAGCCGGUGUUUACUCGGAAAGGAAGUUCGGGAAAAUAUGUUUGGUGAGGUCCAAACAUUGUUCCAUGAACUCGGAAGUGGUAUGAACAUUACUAGUUUAUUAUUUCCACAACUCCCAAUUCCAUCAAACCGCCGCCGUGACAGAGCACGCAUCAGGCUAACAAAGAUACUAUCUGAUGUGAUUGAGUCCCGUAAGAUCUCGGGCAGAGUUGAGGAGGACACACUUCAGAAACUGAUUGACUCCAAGUAUAAAGAUGGCAGCUCUACAACAGUGGAAGAGGUAGCGGGAAUGGCCAUGGCUAUGCUAUUUGUUGGAAAACAUAGCAGCUCCAUCACUAGUACUUGGACUGGAGCUCGUCUACUCAGCCAUCCAACCUUCUUAAAGGCCGCCAUUGAGGAGCAAAUACAAAUUGCAAAGAAAUACAAGGAUGGGCUAGACAACAAUGCCUUCAUGGAAAUGGAAACACUUCAUAACUGCAUCAAAGAGGUGCUAAGGAUGCACCCUCCGAUGGGAGUUCUUGUCCGCAAGGCACAUAAGAAGUUCACGGUGCAGACGAAAGAAGGCAAAACGUAUGAAAUACCGCAAGGACAAAUCGUAGCAACUCCGACCGUUGUGAGCAAUCAUAUUCCUUAUAUCUAUAAGGAUCCUCAGGUGUAUGACCCAGACCGGUUUGGGCCAGAAAGACAAGAAGACAAAGUAGGUGGCAAGUUCUCUUAUACUUCAUUUAGUGGUGGUCGGCAUGUUUGCACCGGUGAGGCCUUUGCUUACCUACAGAUUAAAGUGAUAUGGAGCCAUUUGCUGAGGAACUUUGAGUUCGAAUUGAUCUCUCCCUUCCCCAAGACAGAUUGGUCAAAGUUCCUAGCAGAGCCAAAAGGAAAUCUGUUUGUAAGGUAUAAGAGAACCGGCUUUCCACAAUAG
Lolium rigidum is the source of this 1467-nucleotide messenger RNA. Its product is annotated as obtusifoliol 14-alpha demethylase-like. The transcript has 2 exons. Bases 1 to 1467 code for a protein of 488 amino acids. The record is from RefSeq and is a predicted model, not a curated record. Gene Ontology annotation, molecular function: oxidoreductase activity, acting on paired donors, with incorporation or reduction of molecular oxygen; monooxygenase activity; iron ion binding. Lineage: Eukaryota; Viridiplantae; Streptophyta; Magnoliopsida; Poales; Poaceae.